Molecule: messenger RNA, 3593 nt
Organism: Oncorhynchus masou masou (cherry salmon)
Lineage: Eukaryota; Metazoa; Chordata; Actinopteri; Salmoniformes; Salmonidae
Product: tumor protein 63-like
Exons: 12
Coding region: 138-1940 (600 amino acids)
Biological process (GO): apoptotic process; protein tetramerization; regulation of transcription by RNA polymerase II
Cellular component (GO): nucleus
Molecular function (GO): protein binding; DNA-binding transcription factor activity, RNA polymerase II-specific; RNA polymerase II cis-regulatory region sequence-specific DNA binding
Source: RefSeq, a predicted model, not a curated record
UGCUUGUCCUGUCCUGUUGUCAUCCAUAGUCCUCAUAGCCACUCGUUCAUUCAGACUGAGACAGGGACCAGAGGUGUAGAUUCAUCCUGGAGUCAGUGGAGCACACAGCAGCAGCACUGCUCAACCUCAGCGCCAACAUGUUGUAUCUGGAGACGGGGACGCCCACGUCGUACAGCGAGUCCCAGUAUACCAACCUGGGGCUGCUGAACAGCAUGGAUCAGAACAUCCAAAAUGGCGGCUCCACCUCCACCAGUCCCUACAACAACGACCAUGUCCAGAACAACGUGUCAGCUCCUUCACCCUACGCCCAGCCCAGCUCCACCUUCGACGCCAUGUCCCCCUCCCCGGCUAUCCCCUCCAACACAGACUACGCCGGGACACACACCUUCGACGUCUCCUUCCAGCAGUCCUCCACAGCCAAGUCUGCCACCUGGACGUACUCUACAGAGCUGAAGAAGCUGUACUGUCAGAUCGCCAAGACGUGUCCCAUCCAGAUCAAGGUGCUGACCAACCCCCCGCAGGGCGCCGUCAUCAGAGCCAUGCCCGUUUACAAGAAGGCAGAGCACGUCACCGAGGUGGUCAAACGCUGCCCCAACCACGAGCUCAGCCGCGAGUUCAACGACGGUCAGAUAGCCCCUCCCAGUCACCUGAUCCGAGUGGAAGGGAACAGUCACUCCCAGUAUCUGGAGGACUCCAUCACGGGCCGUCAGAGUGUGCUGGUCCCCUACGAGCCCCCCCAGGUGGGCACAGAGUUCACCACCAUACUGUAUAACUUCAUGUGCAACUCCAGCUGUGUAGGAGGCAUGAACCGACGCCCUAUCCUCAUCAUCGUCACCCUGGAAGCCAGAGAUGGUCAGGUGCUGGGUCGGCGCUGCUUCGAGGCCAGGAUCUGUGCGUGUCCUGGCCGGGACCGCAAGGCGGACGAGGACAGCAUCCGCAAGCAGCACGUUACUGACGGAACAAAGAGCAGUGAGGGUAUGAAACGUCCCUUCCACCAGGUCUCUCAUGGUAUCCAGAUGUCCUCCAUCAAGAAGAGAAGAUCCACAGAUGAGGAAGUGUUCUGUCUGCCUAUUAAAGGCCGUGAAAUCUAUGAGAUUUUGGUGAAAAUCAAAGAGUCUCUGGAACUCAUGCAGUUUCUGCCUCAGCACACUGUAGAAUCAUACAGACAGCAGCAGCAGAACCUCCUGCAGAAACAAUGGGAUCUCUGGGACGAUGAGAGUAACGGCCUGUACCCUCCUCUCUCCUGCCCCAGGAGCGCCAUGGCCCCCCAGCCCCAGUAUGGCUCCAGCUCCCCUCCUCCACCCCACGGCAAGGUCAACAAGCUCCCCUCCGUCAGCCAGCUCAUCAACCCCCAGCAACGCAACACCCUCACCCCCUCCUCCAUGGCCCAAGGCCUGACUGACAUGACUCCGAUGAUGGGUCACAUGCCAAUGAAUGCUGACAUGUCGGCCCUGAGCCCCGCCCACAUCCUGCAGCCCCAGUUACCCAUGGUGCCCAGCUCCCACUGCACCCCCCCGCCUCCCUACCCCAUGGACAGCAGCAUCUCCAGCUUUCUUUUGCGGCUGGGCUGCGCAGCCUGCCUGGACUGUUUCACAGCACAGGGCCUGACCAACAUCUACCAGAUCGAGAACUAUAACUUGGAGGACCUGUCCCGACUGAAGAUCCCGCAGGAGUUCCAGCACGUCAUCUGGAAGGGCAUCAUGGAGCACCGGCAGAGCAUGGAGUUCUCCCCUCCUCCGCACAUCCUGCGUACCUCCAGCGGGGCCUCCGCCGUCAGCGUAGGGUCCUCCGAGGCCCGCGGCGAGCGGGUCAUCGACGCCGUGCGCUUCACCCUGCGCCAGACCAUCUCCUUCCCUCCGCGUGACGACUGGUCCGACUUCUCCUUCGAUCUGGACUCCCGACGCAACAAGCAGCAGCGCAUCAAAGAGGAGGGGGAAUAGAAAAACUCUCACACUCCGGAUGGAAUUUCAAUCUAAGGUGCACUGUUGACAAGCGCACUGUACCAAUGGGUCUGUAAAAGGGCCAUUUUCCUGUCGUUCAGAGAUCACUUUUACAGUAAACGCUGGGAAUGUCGGCUCACGCGCACAUUAAAAGUCGAGUGCGGUACGCUUGUCGGCAAUGGGCCUUGGAUUGAAGCCCCUGCCUCUGUCACACACCUGUUGACCAACCACUCUCGUAUCACGGUACAGAACUAGGAAUUCUCUGUGCUCUGGGUCCGGUUUCCUCAAAAGCAUCUAAGUUCAUUGUUAGAACAACCCUCGUUUUGGAGCAGAACACAAAAACCAUUGUUGGAAGUUGUUUAGCGACCUGCCUCAGACCUGACUUACAUCGCUAGCGGGAAACUGGACCCUGGUCCUUAGUUCAGAUAUCCUAAAUAGCAAAAUACUAUGCAAAUAAAAAUGCACUUAUUUUAUGGUUUUAGAAAAUCCUUCCAUAGCUGCCAGCUAGAGGAUGAGACAAAUUAUGGUUUUAGAAAAGAUACAUUUCAUAAUUUUUCAACAACAAAAAAAAAUAUCAAAUUUCUUGAGACAAAACUCUUAAAAUGCUUUUUGUGAUUUGCUUUGAUAUUGUUUUAAUAGGUUCUCUAAUCCAUUCCGAUGUUAAAGCAUGAGAGGAAACCUUUUGGGGGAUUUGUUGUUGAUGCUGGGCCAUAGAAGGUGUAUGGCCAGGAUUCAAUCCAAAGUGCGUUACGACAGAUGAGACCUUCAAAAUUAUAAAGAUAGAAAAAUGUAUUGAUGUAGGUGCUUCUGUCUUGCUGUUGACUCACUUAGCAAACAUCUGUCAACUGCUACCAUUUCAUAAAUAAAUUAUAAACGAAUUCACAAAUAUUGCAAAAAAAAAACAACAGGAUAUACACUGUGGACAGUUUAUUAGGUACACCCAUCUAGUACCGGGUCAGACCCUUUUUGCCUCCAGAACAGCCUGAAUUCUUCAGGAAAUUGAUUGUGUGGUGUUCAAACGUUGCUCAAUUGGUAUCAAGAGACCUAAACGUGUGGCAGCCUGUACUGGGGGGCGAUGAGUACCUGCCAAAUCCUGCCACCAGCCUGUACUGGGGGGCGAUGAGUACCUGCCAAAUCCUGACACCAGCCUGUACUGGGGGGCGAUGAGUAUCUGCCAAACCCUGACACUGCCACCAGCCUGUACUGGGGGGCGAUGAGUAUCUGCCAAACCCUGACACUGCCACCAGCCUGUACUGGGGGGCGAUGAGUUUCUGCCAAACCCUGACACUGCCACCAGCCUGUACUGGGGGGCGAUGAGUUUCUGCCAAAUCCUGCCACCAGCCUGUACUGGGGGGCGAUGAGUACCUGCCUAAUCCUGACACUGCCACCAGCCUGUACUGGGGGGGGCGAUGAGUUUCUGCCAAACCCUGACACUGCCACCAGCCUGUACUGGGGGGGGCGAUGAGUUUCUGCCAAACCCUGACACUGCCACCAGCCUGUACUGGGGGCGAUGAGUAUCUGCCAAACCCUGACACUGCCACCAGCCUGUACUGGGGGGGCGAUGAGUUUCUGCCAAACCCUGACACUGCCACCAGCCUGUACUGGGGGGGCGAUGAGUUUCUGCCAAACCCUGACACUGCCACCAGCCUGUAC